GGUGGGUGGGAAAGGAAGCCCAUAAAGGGGAGGUGCAGUUUCAGAACCGGCCUAGCUCUCUCCUCUCUUGCUGACCGGCCUCUGGCGGGUCUCUCCUCCAACUUGGCCCGGCAGACCCCUCAGGGGACACCAAUGGCCAACCACAGAUUCAGUUCCGUGUCCGAGGAAGAACCCUGCUGCAACAUUUCCAAGAAAACCCAGAUCUGUCUCUGCGUCUUUUUUGGUCUCCUGAUCGCGGUGAUCAUCGCGGUGCCGGUCGGAAUCUUGAUGUGGCGCCCUCCGCCCAAGCAGUGGAAGGGGGAGGGCACCACUGCCCAUUUGUACGAGAUCCUCCUGGGACGGUGCUACACCUACACUCAAAUCGUGCGACCUGAGCUGGGACAUAAAGACUGCCAAAAGAUAGGGAAGGCAUUCACAAAGGCAUUUCUUAUGAAGGAUCCUUGCAGCAGCACAGAACAGGACUAUCAGCUGCUAAUGGAGCUGACAGAUGAAGCUGUCCCUUGCGACAAGACCCUUUUCUGGAGCAAAUCCAGCGAGCUGGCGCAUGACUACACGCGGGUCCGGCGUGACAUGUUCACGCUGGAGGACACACUGCUGGGCUACAUGGCGGACGGCCUCAAGUGGUGUGGAGACCCAGGCUCUUCUGGUGAGGGUCAGGGCCUUUUGGGGUUGCCCAGGGACGUGUCGGGCAGACCAGUACCUGCCCUCAUGCCAUCCCCACCCUUAAUGACAAUCCAGGCUCAUGUAAAAUAGCAUUCUUUAGAUCAG
This is a messenger RNA of Leptonychotes weddellii (Weddell seal), 768 nucleotides long. Lineage: Eukaryota; Metazoa; Chordata; Mammalia; Carnivora; Phocidae. The record is from RefSeq and is a predicted model, not a curated record.